ACCUCCCCACCUUCCGCCCUUUCUUCCUCCGCUACCUCCUCGCGGCACGCGCAGCAGGCCACCGACCCGGCCGGAAGUCCCCCUCGGUAGGAAUGGGCAUCUAUCUCUCGCGGCUGCUCCGGAAGAGCUCUACCGAAGUUUGUAAGGCGCCGCCAGGCGAUAGAGCCAAGCAGGAUCUAAGUGAACUUUUUACACCUCUCGCACAUGAAGAAGAACGUGAAAUAAACAACAUUUUGUGUAGUAGUGAUCAAAGUAAGCAAAUAAUAGUAAUGCACGGGCCUUCCAGUAUUGAGAUUACUAAAGAGAUAAUCAGGUGCUUGAGACCUGGUUGUUGGUUAAAUGAUGAGGUCAUCAAUUUGUACCUUGAAUUGUUAAAAGAGAGGGCAGAAAGAGACUCAAAAAAAUUCUUGAAAUGCCACUUCUUUAAUACAUUCUUUUAUAACAAGCUUGCUUGUGGAGAAGCUGGUUAUGACUAUCAGUCUGUCAGAAGAUGGACAGCCCGGUUGGGCUAUGGGCUUCUUGAGUGUGAGAAAAUCUUUGUUCCAAUACAUAGGGGUGUGCAUUGGUGCCUUGCAAUAAUAAACAUGAAGGAUAAGACUUUUCAAUAUCUUGAUUCGUUGGGUUGUGUGGACCAUGGUGUGCUGAGGAUACUGGUGGACACUAGUUCAUGGCUGGAAAUAUCAGAUUAUAUUCCUUUGCAGCAGAAUAGGUGGGAUUGUGGUAUGUUUAUGCUAAAGUUCAUUGAUUUCCACAGCAGAGGUGUUGGCCUGUACUUUAAUCAGGAAAACAUGGAAUACUUUAGGAAGCGAACAGCAAAGGAGAUACUGAGAUUAAGAGUUGACUGAAGAGCUGUCCUUUCAUGCUGAAAUAGUGUUGGGCAUUUUGUCAUGGCAGGUAUUCUUCUUGCAGCCUGUUGGAAAAGGUGCAAGGAAGUGUUUAUUUUGAUGAGUAUAAGAUGUAGGUAUAAGGGCACAUCUAUUUUGCACAAUUCUCUUAUUUUUAUAGAGUUAGGGAGAGAUUGAAAAGAGAGACAUAGGGAAGACGACAGAGCUAGCAGAAGUCGAAAAGUAGGAUCUUAGCAGCUUACAACUGGAAUGCUUAACCACCCCCCCCCCCCAAAUAGAACUAUAAGGGGAUAUGAAUCGCAUCAUAUUAUUCUUAAACAUAUACAUGUGCCCUGUUAUGUCAUAUAUAUGUGGUGAUUUACUUCAAUGAUAUUCUAUGAAAAUGGCA
Messenger RNA from Oryza brachyantha (malo sina), 1233 nucleotides. Its product is annotated as ubiquitin-like-specific protease ESD4. Gene Ontology annotation, molecular function: deSUMOylase activity. Bases 93 to 845 code for a protein of 250 amino acids. Lineage: Eukaryota; Viridiplantae; Streptophyta; Magnoliopsida; Poales; Poaceae. Gene Ontology annotation, biological process: protein desumoylation. The record is from RefSeq and is a predicted model, not a curated record. The transcript has 9 exons. Gene Ontology annotation, cellular component: nucleus.